AUGACCCUCGAAAGCGAUGCAGUAGCUGGGGCAACCAUCGAGCUCCUCGAAGCUCGCCUGCGCCGCCUCACCUACAUUCUCACCGGCGCCACAGACUGGAACGGCGUCCCUACCACACCCGAAAAGCCCGCAUCACUCGACGAAACGGUCACCCGCCGACUUGCGCGGCUAGAAACAGAACUAGAACAGCUCAGCCGGAGUAUACCAGCUGUGCGGGAUGUUCUUCAACUCCACGACCACAAUCUUGACCUCUUCCAAACAACACCACCCCACGAAAUCCCCGAAGGUCUGACGACCCAAACCUUAGCCUCAAUAGUCAUGUCAUACGCCACCGCCUUCCCGGAAACCGCCUCACGCCUCACAUCACUAAAUGACCUCCCCGUGCCGGACGCACAGAGCUCCGCAGCGUUGAUCGAGUUACAACCUCAGAUUGACCGGGUCGCGCAUAUGCAAAGCGAGCAAGCGGCUGAGAUUUCGGAACUGCGGAUGCGUACGGCGCGCGUUCUGCAGCGAUGGUAUGAUGUCGGCCUUGUUGGGAGUGGGGAGUGCUGGGCUGAGUGGGAGGGGAGACUUGAGGAUGUUGAGAGGGAAGUUAGGAGGAGUGAGGUUAUUAGGCAGAGGAGGGAAGAGGAGAUUUAG
Penicillium bovifimosum is the source of this 639-nucleotide messenger RNA. Its product is annotated as putative nuclear distribution protein RO10. The transcript has 2 exons. The record is from RefSeq and is a predicted model, not a curated record. Gene Ontology annotation, cellular component: dynactin complex. NCBI's taxonomy places the organism in Eukaryota, Fungi, Ascomycota, Eurotiomycetes, Eurotiales, Aspergillaceae. The coding region runs from base 1 to 639 and encodes 212 amino acids. Gene Ontology annotation, biological process: cytoskeleton-dependent cytokinesis.